UCCCGAGUGUAACUGUUUGGAUUUGCUCUUCUUAUUGAGUAUUUUCCGUUUCGGAUACCGGUAUCUUCAACCAUGUAACAACUUAUUAAGCCACGCAAGUUGAGCGAUGCAAUGAUGACUUUUAAUAGAAGUAAUAAUCUGUAAUUCAUGUAAUUAACUGAUAUCUUGACGAUUUUUUUACAUUUAAUUUAUUCAACCUUUUCGCAUGAAGAUGUUUCAAAACGAUUUCACUGCCUGUGGAUGCCUUAUAUUGAGUUUUGUCCAGUUACUUGUGACACCCGUCAUCUCUCAAUACCAAGGAGGCUCUCACCAUCAUGCACAACAAGUUCCAUAUGGUCAACCAGCUCAAGUACAGCAAGCUCAACAUUAUGGCCAACCAGCACAGCCAGGGCAAAAUUUAUUACAUGAUAAAGCUAGAAUACAAGACCGUGAACAUAUAAAAGAACAUUUAGGUGGUAUUAUUGGUGACCCAGAUUUAGGUAAAAUGUCUGAGGAGGAAUUGCAAUUUCAUUAUUUCAAAAUGCAUGAUAGUGAUAAUAACAACAAGCUUGAUGGUAGCGAAUUGAUUAAAUCUCUGAUUCAUUGGCAUGUUGAAGAACAUAAACAUCUUGGUCAAAAUGCCCCGCCUGGUGGCACGACAAAAAUUUUUACAGAUGCUGAACUUUCCAAUAUGAUUGAUCCUAUUUUACAAAUUGAUGACCGUAAUAUGGACGGUUUCAUUGAUUAUCCAGAAUUUGUGUUGGCUCAAAAAGGUCGAGGGCUUUAGUUAAUUUUUUGUUAAUCUUUGAGUAUUACAUGUAUUAAAAACUCAAUUUUUAUCUGUUUAA
Molecule: messenger RNA, 827 nt
Organism: Tetranychus urticae (two-spotted spider mite)
Lineage: Eukaryota; Metazoa; Arthropoda; Arachnida; Trombidiformes; Tetranychidae
Product: multiple coagulation factor deficiency protein 2 homolog
Molecular function (GO): calcium ion binding
Source: RefSeq, a predicted model, not a curated record